CCGCCGCAGAGCCUCCCGCGAGCUGGCAGCCGGCGGCCACUGCGGCAGCGCAGCUCGCCCUCCGCCGAGCGUCCGCGCGCAGUUGGGAGGAAAGAUGUUCACUCUGCUGACCCGCCAACCCUGUGAGCAAGCAGGCCUCAAGGCCCUCUCCCGAACCCCAGCCAUCAUCGCCUUGGUGGUCUUGAUUUUGAGUGUUGUGGUGCUUGUGACCAUCACACUCAUCCAGUUUCACCAGAAAGAGGUCCUCCUUCCAGGACUGAAGUACGGAAUCGUGCUCGAUGCCGGGUCUUCCAGAACCACCGUCUACGUCUAUCAGUGGCCAGCGGAGAAGGAGAAUAAUACUGGAGUGGUCAGUCAAACCUUCAAGUGUAGUGUGAAAGGCUCUGGGAUCUCCAGCUAUGGGAAAAACCCCCAAGAUGUGCCCAAAGCCUUUGAGGAUUGCAUGCAAAAAGUCCAGGGGCAGAUUCCAGCCCACCUCCAUAGAUCCACCCGCAUUUACCUGGGGGCCACGGCGGGGAUGCGCUUGCUGAGGUUACAGAAUGAAACAGCAGCUAAUGAAGUCCUUGCCAGCAUCCAAAACUACUUCAAGUCCCAGCCCUUUGAUUUUAGGGGUGCUCAAAUCAUUUCUGGGCAAGAGGAAGGGAUAUAUGGAUGGAUUACAGCCAACUAUUUAAUGGGAAAUUUCCUGGAGAAGAACCUGUGGCAUAUGUGGGUGCAUCCAAACGGAGUGGAGACCACAGGUGCCCUGGAUUUAGGUGGUGCCUCUACCCAAAUAUCCUUCGCGGCCGGAGACAAGGUGGGGCUGAACAGCAGCCACAUCAUGAAAGUGUCCCUCUACGGCUACGUGUACUCGCUCUACACACAUAGCUUCCAGUGCUACGGCCGCAAUGAGGCUGAGAAGAGGUUUCUGGCCAUACUUCUUCAGGAUUCUCCCACCCAAACCAAUCUCAUCAACCCCUGCUACCCUCGGAAUUAUCUCACCACCUUCACCGGGGGCUACAUAUUUGACAGCCUGUGCACAGCAGACCUGAGGCCUGUCAGUUACAACCCUGACGACAUCAUCACUGUUGGAGGAACCGGGGACCCAUCGCUGUGUAGGGAAAAGGUGGCUUCCCUGUUUGACUUCACAGCUUGCCGUGACCAAGAAGCCUGUUCCUUUGAUGGGGUCUAUCAGCCAAAAGUUAAAGGGACAUUUGUGGCAUUUGCAGGGUUCUACUACACAGCCAGCGCUUUCAAUCUCUCAGGGAGCUUCUCCCUCAGUGCCUUCAACUCAAGCAGCUGGGAUUUCUGCUCAGAGAGCUGGAGCCAGCUCCCGCUGCUGCUGCCCAGGUUUGACGAGGCGUAUGCCCGCUCCUACUGCUUUUCCGCCCACUAUAUCUACCACUUGCUGGUGAAUGGAUACAGAUUCACCGAGGAGACCUGGCCCCAAAUAUAUUUUAAAAAAGAACAGGACAGUACAUUGAGAGAACGGAAGGUGACUUCGUCUUGAACACCAGUUUGGAUGGAUACAGAAUCCCAGCUUUCAAGUCCCUUUCCUUUAUUCAUAAAGAAGUUUAUAUAUAGUUAAAUUAGCAUUCAAAUGUAAAGGCAUAAAAAAGACUUAAAGAUUUGCCACACAAAGACCUCCAAAAUAUUUGUGGAGGAAAUAAAUACGAAGAGAAAUAAAUCCAGGAGGAUGUUAUAAAAAUAUAGGCAGUCAGAAUAAGUGAUAUGGUGCCUUGAAGUUUGUUUUAAAAAAAGAAAACUUACAUCAAAGAAACGUAAAAGAGAAGAAACCAUCCAUAACAACCCAAAAUUCAAGUAUAGCUAAUAUCCAGUGUGAAGGGAGCAGGGUAAGGGGUCAUAACAUGCUCAUCUUGUAAAGGAGGCCUUUAUAUAUGUAACAUUUUUAAGGCAAGAAUGGAAAAAAUAAAUAUAGGAAAAUAGCACUGAUUGAAAAUUUAAAACUAAGACAUUAGACGGACGCCCAAAUAUAUCAAUAACCAAAAUAAUUAUAAAUGGACUAAACAUACCGGUUAAAAGACAGAUAUUGUCAGAUCAGAUUUUUAAAAAUCAAGCAUAUGUUGUUUGUAAGAAAAACCCUUAGGCGUUAAGCAUAAGGACAUGGAAAGAUUAAAAGUUAAAAAGUUUUCUGUAACUAUCAGGCAAACACUACCCCAAGAAAAGGGGUGGAACUGACUGUUUCAAAUUUCAGUGGAGCUCUGUAAUACCUGACCAAAUAGUCUUUAAGAGGAUCAUUCAAGAUACAGAGGAUUCCAACAUAAUGAUACAGAGUCCAUUCUGAAGACUGUAAAUUCUAGACUUUUUUUGUAUCUAAUAAAACAGCCUGAAGACAUGGAAAUGAAAACUGAUGGAACUAACGUAAGAAAUGGCCAGACUCUGUGCUGUGUGUUUAAACUGACCCCCUGGGCUUAGAAACUGGUUCUAGAUUUAUGUCAGCUGCUCAUUACCGUCUUUCUUUAGCCACAGACACUUGUGGACCCAACAGUAGAAACACUCUUGCUGUUAUUAACUGUGCCGACAUUCCACUUGGCUGUGACGAGGCUGGGAGGAUUCUGACGGCUUUUCUCCACGGUGCAGAGAGGGUAGGGCCCUGAGCCUUUGUGGUCUCAGGGACCUGCGUUCUAGCCCAGUCUCUGCAGUGUCUGAACUUGGGCAAGUCCCUUGACCCUAGGCCACAGCUUCUGGUGGGUGGUUCUCGAGGAUGACAGUGGUGUAUGUGUGUAACUUCUGCCUUGAGCCCCGUCCUGAGAACGAAGCCAUCUUUCUAUC
Molecule: messenger RNA, 2772 nt
Organism: Acinonyx jubatus (cheetah)
Lineage: Eukaryota; Metazoa; Chordata; Mammalia; Carnivora; Felidae
Gene: ENTPD3
Product: ectonucleoside triphosphate diphosphohydrolase 3
Exons: 11
Coding region: 95-1489 (464 amino acids)
Biological process (GO): nucleoside diphosphate catabolic process
Cellular component (GO): plasma membrane
Molecular function (GO): GDP phosphatase activity; UDP phosphatase activity
Source: RefSeq, a predicted model, not a curated record